AUGCCAACUUCUGCUGCAGCUGCCUUGCCUGGUUAUCUGGGACUGACUUCGACUGUUCGUUUGUUUGCCAGCAUUCCCAAACAGCACAGGUGUGACUCAAUCAGAAACACACUGGAAGACUGGCUGCGCAGAGUCCGCGAUGUGAAGACAUCGGAAACAGCGCAGAAGACGGCGCAGCAAAAAUCGCUGACAAGCGGUCGCAAAAUCCUCAAUGGUGUAACUUCAAGCGCACUUCUGGCUGCUCGGAACGCCUGGUUCGGCGUCGGCAGUGUCAUAGAGCGCCUUAAAGAUGUAGAGGCCCUGUACCCCGGCCUCUUCGGAACUACCACUGCAGGUGUUUGCUUCAUGACAGCGCAGCAUACGAAGUUCACUGUCGAUUUUCUGAUGGCGAAAGUAGGACUGCCGAACGAUGCAGAGAGCGUGUCGCUGGCAGACUAUCUUGCUUGGAGCAGUCCUUCCACAGAUGAUCUUCUCCAGGCAUGGCUUAUGAUGAACUAUGACAGGGAUGACGAAGAGUGCAUACGCGACGUUACGUCGCUGCUUCGCAGAGGCACAUGGAGUUACCUAUAUUUCCCGGCUGCAGACAACAACGGGCGGCCAGCUGUUUUGUUUCUACUCUUCAUCGUCCACGACAUGAUGGGAUGCAUUGCAGCCGUGGAUUCCAUUGUGGACCCCACCUGUGAUUUCAGGGGAGGCGCUUCUGAUCAGCGCGAUAUACCACAGACACAUAUAUCAGCAAAGGACUUUUGGCAGGAGCUCCAGGCCGGACAUACUGACGGUGAGCAGGAUAAGUGGCAUCAGACGGUGCGAGGCAUCCUACUGUCUCACCCUGAGAGCUUAGCAGACCUGCCGCAUCUGGUUGAUCUGCUCCCAGAUCCACGGGAACGUGCGGCUAUGUCUAAACGCAGGUGGGAAAAGCUUCUAUGCAGGUCGCGCGUUUUUCUGGACAUGUUCGAAGAAAAACGAUACGCUCUGCUCUUCCAGUACAUGCACGCAGAGGCAAAGAAGCUGGCGCAGGACAACAAAGCUUUCUUAUCCAACAUCUCGCAUCCGGAGGAGAUUGCCAGCAGCGAUCGCCAGCAGUGGCGUUGGGAUGUCUCCUUGGCUGUUGUGCGUCUACAACUUCUCCUUGCCCACAUGGAAAGAGAGAGAGCAGCUCAGGAGCCGCGAGACACAUCUGCGUCAUCGCCUCCUGCAGCUGCUUCUACUGAUGCGCUUGGCGGCUCCGGCUCCAUCGACUUUGCGCAAAGAAAGCGUCUUCAGGCAUCUUGGUUGGAUGCCUGCAGACGCAAGGCAGCGCGACUGGCUUCACCGAACAACGGCCUCUUACCCAUGCUGCAUCGGCCUACCACUUUUACCUUCCCGUGCUCACCGGGUAGUUUCGACGCAGGCGCUGCGCCUGAUGUUGACGUGCUCAAGCUGCUGCGAGCACAUCCCAGGGAUUACAGGAUUCGCUUUCAGGCCGCUGACCACACCUACUACAUUGGUGGCGUGCAAACCAAGGGCUCUGUCACAGGAGUGAUCCAUACCUUCUGCACACCGUUCGAGGCUGAUAGCGUCAUCACAAAUAUGAUGAAUGGCACGCGCUGGCCUCGAGCUGGAUACCUGAAACACGAGGUUUCGUUCACUAACAUGAGUCGUCUCUCUGCGCUGUGUCCAGUUUUGUUGGAUCUGUACGCUGGCAGCCCAAGAAAUGACGCGCGCAUCAGUGAUCUCUUGCGGGAACUUGCCAGGAAUCACGACAUCGAGGAUGAGCUCUUGCAAUUGACAUUGUCCAGGGAAGAGAUUAAAGCUAUGUGGGCAGCUGCAGGGCAGGAAGCAGCUCACUACGGCACAUACAUGCACUACAUAUUUGAAGCUUUUCUCAAUGGCCAUCACGUGCCCACAAGCUCACCUGAAGUCAGGAUGCUGCGGAACUUCCUUUGCUCCUUGGCGAGAGGUACAACGGCAUGGCGGACCGAAUGGACAAUCUACGGCGAGGAAGAACAGCUCGCUGGCUCUAUCGACUUCUGCGCUCGUCUGGCGGACGGAAGUCUGAUGCUGGUCGACUGGAAGCGCACAUCAGGGCUCCAGAGCAAAUACAGCUCACCGCAGCGUAUGCGUCCGCCGCUGGCCCAUAUGGCCGACUGUACAGGUGUCCGCUACAGACUACAGCUCAAUGUUUACAGACAUCUACUGGAAAAAUAUUACGAUGUGAAAGUUUCUUGCAUGUUCGUGGUAUGUUGCCAUCCCGAACAUGAUCCUUUCGCCUUCAUCGACAGGGUUCCGCGACUGGAGCAGGAGACUAAAGAGAUGCUCCGCGUCUGGCGCGGCAAUCAUGAAAGCCGGAACCUUUCAGGUACAAGGUCUCUUCAGGGCGGCAAUGACGUGUGCGGCGGCAAGCAAGCGGAAAUUUGCGCCGCAGACCAAAUAGCUGAGCUGACUUCACACGAGGAUUUCCUGAUGGUGGCGAUCCCACUUGCUCACCCUGUCCCGCUUCGGCCACUGCCCGACCAGUUCGUGCCCCCGAUGCACGACGAAGAUGAUUCUGACGACAGCGAAGCUGGUUUUUGGGAUUCCAGGAUUGAUUGGUAUGAAAGAGCACAAGCACAUUUGCAGGUUCAAGCUGAACACAUUUCACUUGACGUGCUGGGCGGAGCGUGUGCCGUGACACUCCAUGGUGACCUCAUGUGGCUGCUUCCACGGUUUUUUGAUGAGUAUGGCGAUUUGCACACUCUUGCAAAGUGCAAUCGCGAACUUCGUAACAUCAUCUUGACCAAGAAGUACUGGUGGGGCGCUCAUAUUUCUUUGUGCGUGGCAGAGCUGGCGGACAACCCUGUGGCCCUCCGCAACGCGGUGUCUCUUUUUGAGGAAGCCGCCGCCCGAACCCUGGACCUCUGCCAAAUCCCACUCCUCAACGCAAUGGCAAACCGGGUGCUGGUUAACUGGCUGGCGCGGCAACUACGACUACCUGGAAACGAUGUACAAGGCUGGGUUUCAACGCAUCCGCUUCUGGGUGCGGUGAGAUUUGGGCUGAAGCUGCCUAGGGCCACCAGGUCCAUCUACAUCGGCGCGCUGGACGCCGGGAGAAGCGGUGUUAGGUCCUACAUCUGGAUCAAGGACCCUUAUGGCAUCUGUGAGGUUUGGCUAGGGAUCAGCGGGCGCCAACGCACUCAGUGGCACGGUGCGAAGCUACAGGAACACUUUGCGCCAUCUGGCCACAUGAAUGUUUUCCUACUGAGCUGGACUAGUGUUGCGUGUGCCGACUUCGACAACGACCCUUUGGAGCACCGCUGGGCUGCCUGUCCCUGGUGUCAGUGCUGGGUUUGCGCAGAGCACACGACUACCGCACCUUUGGAACUCUGCCCUUGCUGCGAAGGCUGCGUUCUGGAGGACUUCCUAGGCGGCGCAAGCCAAGCUUCAGAUACGUUUCCGAUGGUAGGUGAAGCACCAGCCGAAGACGUCAAUGACCAGGCAGAGCGACGCUUGGUGGCCAGGGACGAUACUUAUCAGGCGGGCGAUGAAUUUGCGCAGGAGCUGGAACUUCAUCUAGAGGAUGCGCUGGAUAUGGACAGACAAGAUCGCGACGCUCGGCUGGAACAGGCCAGGAAAAGACGUCUUCUUCCAGGCGCAGACACCACCAUGAGCGAGUUCCGAUCCUUUUUCGAUGAUCUGUCUGGCACAGCUUAUGAAUAUCUGGCAGAAGUUCCUCGGCUGGCCAGCGAGGAAGAACCAACUAUUCCUUCUAAGGUUCUGCGAAUUCGGGAACUGAUCCUGCGAAGGUUACCUCAUAUGGGUGAGGCCCUGGUCAGGCUCAUCACAGCAGCCAUUACUGUCUACAGGCUUCGCUUGACUGACUUGCAUUUGCGAGAAUUGGUAAUGCUCCUGUGGAUUAUAGAGGGAGAACAGUUCAUGCGAUGUCACGACGGCAAUCUGUACUUCUUCCAUUUGGGAGCUUUCGCGCUUCACAAAGGUGUUCCACCGCAAGCAACCCUUGCACGCUGCAAGCGCUUUUUCCUGCAGCUAGAGGGCCUAUUCAGAUUAAUGGGGACGGCGAGGCUGUCCACGGACGAUGAUGUGUUGGAUGCUGUUAGGGCUCUUCUGGAAACCAGGAACAAUUCUGCCAGACAACUUCUACUGGAAUGUGAGGACGCGGCCUCUGGCCAUAUUCCGCGCUCGGCUGGCGCCAGUAGGGGUCGUGCUCGGGGCAGCGCGCAGGCAGCCGACGCGGACUCUCUUGAAGCGAUUCCUGUUGCGAGUUCAGAUGGUCGAUGCGCGGGGCUGGCAGACGCCCUAACAAAGGCCGGUUACAGUAUGCAGAAUGAACUUUUGCGAGAUAAGAUCUUCAAUCUUGUUGUUGAGUGGUGCGAUAGCCCACAGACACGCUCAGCUGGCAUUUCCUAUACGGACUGUGCUUUUCUGUACGACCAGAUCCCGGGCCAGAACGUGACAUCAGCGAGAGGAGUACCAGAUGAGAAUAUCUAUGUGCGCAUCCCACAUCCACUCCUGGGAUACGGACUAGAUGACCCUGUUCUGCAGAGCGCGCAGCGAGCGCUGACACAGUUCUACUCGGAAACAUUUUGGCUAAACAACGACGUCUUUUCCUGCAACCAGGCAGCCAUCGCGCUGGCAAAACGUGGGGAAAACAUCGUUCGAUGUUUCAUUGGUGUGAGUCCAGGAGGCGUGGGCCAGUCGCUAUACAGCAGCCACCUGGACGCUGUUUACGGCUCGAAUCACCGCUUCAUAGAUCCAAACAUCUGGUAUAACGAGGAGGAGAUGAGGAAGCAAGUCUCGCAGUGCGCCGGCUGCUUCAUCCUUACCGCGCAAGAGAAGCCUGAGACUGGCAGAAGAAUGCGGGAAGACCUCUUCAAGAAGGCUUGUUCUGCUGAUGGCAUAGCCGGCCGCCCCCCUUAUGGAAUGAGCACUAGAAUGAUCGAGCUGGUGUGCUGGCUUCGGUACGAGGUGAACAGCAUGUUCACGCUCAGUGGCGUCACUGAAGGCAAUUUUCAAUCUGCUUAUCGCAGGGCAUUUGUUUGGGAGCCAAAGGCGCGCUUUCUGGACCCACGCGUCAUUUCGGGACCCUAUCCAGACGCAAACAUGGAUGGCUAUUUCAUGAAGAAUGAUGAGCUCAAGGACUUCCUUCGAAGCGGCCCAUGCGUAGCAGCUGCCCGUGGUCUACAGCAUGCUUUCGAAAUCAAGCAUUCUCGAGAUGAAUGCAGAAAGCUCAUCGAGGACUAUGCCGCCAAGCCACUGACCGAAGACAUGAUGAGGAAGGCAUGUGGCUUGCCAGCGAGAUGCCGAUCAGAAGAGCCUCAAGCAAACGUCAAUCUCCAGCUGCCAGUUGAGAGUACAAGUCAACAAGAAAGAGACGCACUGUUAAAAAAGCUCGCAAAUGUUCAGAAAGCAAUCGUUGAUCACUGUAUGGAAAAACAGAAGUCAGUGUUUACCAAAGGAAUGAUGCGGUACCUCACUCUGCCGACGGACCAUCCAAAAGACAUGACCAGAGAUAGUAUGUUUGAAGCUCUUCUGCGCAACGAGCUCCUCAUGCCCGCGAGUGGCCUCAGCAAGAAGUACAAGGAUAGCAGCUUUCCUUGGUUGGCCAUGAAGAAAAGACUUGCAGAUAUAGUGAGUGUACGCGCCCGAAAUGUGACGGCGACCUAUUCAGAAGUCCACGACCUUGAGGCCGCGAGGAAGUACAUUCAGGACAAUGCUGACAGAGAAGCAAACGUUGCGUGCAUGAUCGCAUACUAUGAGAACUUGAUUCGCAAGAUCGAGAAAAAAGAAGAUUCAUUGAGCAAGUUAUUGCCGGAUGGCCGAGCGUUGGAUGCCGGGCCAGCUUCCCAAUCGGCAAUCCCACCUGCAAACGAAGAUAUUACAUAUGAACGCACGUUUCAAGAUAUAGUUCGCACCAGAGCUUACGCCAAAGGCUCGAAAAUAGGCGCGCAGCGAAUGCCCCGGCUGUUGCAGUCUCUGGUUUGCCCCAACACACACGACUUGGACAUUGAGAACUCAGUGUUUGUGGUUCUGCGCCAGUUGCUCGACAAACUCAACGUGAACAAUGCCAUACCAUCUGCCGUUAUGGAAACUAUGGCGAGCUGCGCAAAGAAUCGGUCAACAGUCUGUCGGGAGAAAUUAAAACUUUCCGUUGAAAAAGGAAAGAAAGUGCUUCACACAGUUCUUUUUGGUGGUCAGAUCCCUGUGCAGUUGAGAGGGAAUGUCUUCAUGCAGCAGCUACAGCAGGCAUCCAUUUAUUUGCGCUGGGCGGCCUGUUCGCUUAUGCGCGAUGUGUACAGUGCGGUUGUUGAUUUGCCUGAUAAAUCGAAUCCGCAAGCGUCCACAUUACAUUAUCUAUAUGCUUGCGUGGAAGACUACAUCCUGGAGACAUGGACGGACUGCCUUACUCCCUACAGGCCAGCUCACCUCUCCCUUCACUUUGACGGAGUGAGGGUUGGUGGGUUUACGUCGCAGGUGGAAGUAAGCGAACUUUGCCAGGAAGCCAUGCGUGCCAUCAAGGAAAAGACUGGUUUCCAGGUGAACAUCAUCGAAAAGCAGCGCUACCUUUUUCGUCAGCUCUGUCGGACACCGGCAGAGAGCGUCGAGGAGCCGAUGGCAAACGGAGACUUGCGCCUGCCAGGCAAUUGCAUUCCGCUGGCCAUCGCCAGACUGAUGCCCGAGAAAGCUAAGGACAUCGAUAAGCUGCUUCGGGAAAACACUCACAAAAACAAGGAGGCCACCCAGCGUGCUUCGCGAUGUUAUUCCUCCGUGCUGACGCCCCUGUCCAUCGCUGUGGCGCCGGAGCAUGAGAUGAGCAUCGAGGACAAGGGCAAGUAUCUGUUGCACACCGAGCAUGGUGGCAAUCCGCACUGUUUGGCGUGUCAGGUGGGCGACAAUGGGCUGGUAACCUUGUGGGAUGGCAUCUACAAAACCACAAUGCGCUUGGACCAGCUUUUGGCCUUUGGCGAUAAAGCCAUGGACGCUGGCUCAUUCGUCGCCCUCAAGGUUAUAGGAAGUCUCAAUGCGGCGCAGGAAGACGAAGUCACUGUCUCUCCCGCAGAUGUGUUGUUGGGUCUUCACGCAGGGGCUGGUGAUCUGGGUGAGGAGUGGUCUCGGUGCCUGCAAAACCAGCUUGAGUGUCGGGGGCCGCAGCCAGGCUCGGACGACGAGUGCGAUGUGAUAACAAGAGAGGAGGACUUCGAGCCCGUCGUUAAAGCAGGCGAUAGACUGUUGAGGGAACUGCGAAAUGAGGUCGAUGCGGAAGAAAGCUCUUCAGAGAAACAACGCCGCAGCUGCCCCCUCUGCCCUUUCCGCCGCUUCCAGGAUCCAGGUCGCGUGAGGCAUCACAUCCGGUCCUAUCAUGUGGACAGGAAACAAUUCGUGUGCAGUAGCACCAAGCAGUUGAAGCUUUGCUGCGCCUUGUUCGACAAUGAUCAAUUGCGCGGCACGAUCAGAGGUUCCUAUUUGAGACGCAGUUCUGAUAUAUUGCGGACCACAGUAAAACCACCCCUGGCCAGCUCUACAAAUGAGAUCGACAGACACAUUCGCCUGGUACUUACAGACUCUGGCCCUGAGUACUGGAACACGAAAGCUGUUGUAGAUUCAGCUGAACUGCGACGGGUUCGUAAUCUGUACUACACGCGUGCUUUUGCUGAACUGGUCUACCGCGAACUGCUCAUGUGCCACGCUAAGUGCAAGGCGAAGCCACGGCUCGCAAUGUGGGUCCACAUGCAGGGGUCGCAGUUGACCUCGCUCCUGCCGACGGAUGUUAGACACUGGUGGCCGAUCAUUGAGGACGUCUUCACGUCCUCAGCAGUGCGCCGCCUGAGCUCGGAUAUGAUGAAGACCUUCUGUGACUCCAACGAGUUCGGGUAUCUGUCCUUGGAUGCCACCAUCAAAUGCUGUAUGGGUAUCAUGGGGCAGGAGUCGUACCGUGCCCCCAAACACAAAAGGGACGCAUCGCCCUUUGGCGAUGCUGACGCCCUGAGACGAGUACUAACAGUGCGAGGGCGCACUGGUGCUGUUCUGGCCAUGGUGCCGGUGCCUUCAGAAAAGGCAGAAGUGGUAAGCAUGGCUGUUGGCGAGGCGCUGCCUGCGUCUGGACUCCAGCAGGUUCAAUGCAUCGCGUCGGACGCCGCUUCCGUGAAGCUCUGGACACAGCUACGACGUGUGAUGACAGGCCUACAGUGCAUGAUGCUGGACCCUGUGCAUCUACCGAUAGUCUACGAGUAUGCUAUGUGGCGCAAGAAAACCGCAGGAGCUAUCUUCCUGCGUCGGGUUAUGAGCAAGUUCAACGCGGUCAGUGCAGAGCUUCCAGCAGACCACUGGGGUGUUUUUCACAGGGGCUAUAAUGUUGCCGCGUUGAAUCACGCCGAGAAUGUGUGUCGAAACCAAAUCGAGAGCAGCUCUAUGCCUAAGAUUAAAGCCCGAAGAGUAGUGGAAAAUUUGGAUACCUCGAGGCCGUUUCUUUCCAGGUUCGAAUUCAUCGAAAGCCUGGCCGCCUUGUCGGCAAUGUUUCCUGAGGACAUGAACAGGAAAGUAACAGGGGCAAACCAACGUGUGGCGCACGUUCUCUGGUGCGCAGCUGAUCCAGAUCGAUCGGCUUGGCUGUUCAACAACAUACGUUGGCGUCACACUUUAGGUCGAAGAGUCUUGGCUUUGCUACCGUCUGGGACAUCUUCGAACGAGGCCCUGCGCUCGGAGGUGAAAAACUGGUUCCGGGAGACGCAGCAGAUCCAUCAGAGCACCUUGCGCCUUAAGCUUCUGAUGUUGUGUCUGGGCAAGCAAAUUCCACACGUCCUUGCUAUGGUGAAUCCAACCAUAAGCCAGUGCUCAAGCCGAGUGCUUCUGGCACGAGCCGUAUCUAAUUCGCCAUGGACAGAGCUCACUUGGCAAAGCUGGUGCGCUGAGCUGGGCCGAGAGCGGCAAGUACAGAAAGCCUUGCUUCCGCACAGCGACAGCCGUGCAGUGGAAACCUUAGAGGUCCGCCAGUGGGCGAAGAAACGUCCAGCUGCUGUGCAGAAGGUUCAUCGAAAACGAACUGUUUUCACCCUAGCGCGAAGUUCCAAGUUGCGCACACAGGGAGUGCGCAAGCAGAAACGGUAA
Symbiodinium pilosum is the source of this 9078-nucleotide messenger RNA. The record is from the annotation of a GenBank genome assembly. NCBI's taxonomy places the organism in Eukaryota, Dinophyceae, Suessiales, Symbiodiniaceae.